Molecule: messenger RNA, 848 nt
Organism: Hordeum vulgare subsp. vulgare (domesticated barley)
Lineage: Eukaryota; Viridiplantae; Streptophyta; Magnoliopsida; Poales; Poaceae
Exons: 1
Coding region: 1-711 (236 amino acids)
Biological process (GO): shoot system development; root development
Source: RefSeq, a predicted model, not a curated record
AUGGCUUUUGCUCUAAGAUCAAUAAGCUUGCCUUCAAGGCAUCACACAAGUGAGGCAGAAGUACAAGAAGAUCUGCACAGCCUUGAGACAAGCAUCACUUCAUCCAUCACCAUCGAGACGAUGUGCGAUGGUCUGCGGCGGCUUGGAGACAUCUACGGUGCUGUUGAGGAGAUCAUCCAGUUGCCAAGCAACCAAGUCUGUUCCUCCCAGCAGAGGAAGAUAUUGGAUGCAGAGACCGAAUGUUCUCUCGAGCUUCUGGAUCUCUGCAACAACAUGCAAGAGAUCUCCGUUGAGCUCAAGGCCAUUAUCCAAGAGCUGCAAGUGGCUCUAAGAAAAGGAGAGGACACAACUGUCCAAGCCAAGAUCCAGUCUUACAUCAGAUUGGUGAAGAAGGCUGGCAAACAAUUCAAGAAGACUACCAGGAAGGCGACUUCGGACAAGAUGGAUUGCGGAAUGGUCAGUCUAUUGGUCAACGCGAGGGAGAUGACUAUCUCUCUACUUGAGUCCGCGGUACACCUCUUGUCAAAGCAAAUCCAAGUGCCUAAACAGUCCCUAGUUUCCAAGGCAUUUCAUAAGAGAAAAGCUGUUGUUUGUGAGGAGCAACUGCAGGACUUAGAGUGCAGCAUCAGGGAUUUUGAGAGUGGAGUAGGACAUCUGUUCCGGAGAUUAAUCCAGAGCAGAGUUUCACUCCUAAACAUACUUAGUUCAUAGAUCUCCAGGAGCCUUGUCACUCUUGAUAUCCUGUGAUUGGCAUCCGAUUUUUAGAGGACUAGCCAAUCACACUUGUUCCACAUAUGUAUAUACAUACAGGUGUACAGAAAAUACAGAAACUCCAAAAUUUUGAUAUA